Messenger RNA from Quercus lobata, 6069 nucleotides. RefSeq lists its product as uncharacterized. Gene Ontology annotation, molecular function: ATP binding; helicase activity. The transcript has 18 exons. NCBI's taxonomy places the organism in Eukaryota, Viridiplantae, Streptophyta, Magnoliopsida, Fagales, Fagaceae. The coding region runs from base 196 to 5976 and encodes 1926 amino acids. The record is from RefSeq and is a predicted model, not a curated record.
CCAAGAAAUACAUUCCCGAGCACAAUUUCCAAAACAUUUUUUCUCUUAUUGACCUACUUAAGUCUUUUGAAACCUUGUUGUUUAAAGAUGAUGUGGAAUCUGAAGCACUGGAGGAGCUUUUUUCACAUUCAGAAGUAGGUCAAGAUAUACCAUUCCCACUCUUCCUUAAUUUUUUGCACUGCUUCAAGUUCUUAUAUGCUGCGCUCGGUGAAAAUGGACCCACUGAACAUUCUGAUUAUUGAUGAAGCUGCACAAUUAAAGGAGUGUGAGUCGACCAUUCCCCUGCAACUUCCGGGAUUAAGGCAUGCUAUUCUUGUUGGUGAUGAGCGCCAAUUACCAGCAAUGAUUACAAGCAAUAUUUCUGAGGAAGUUGGUUUUGGGAGAAGUUUAUUUGAGAGGUUGAGCUCAUUGGGUUGCACAAAGCAUCUUCUCAGUAUACAGUACCGAAUGCAUCCAUCUAUUAGUUUUUUCCCAAAUGCAAAUUUUUAUGACAACCAGAUUUUAGAUGCUCCAAAUGUUAGAGUAAAAAGCUAUGAAAAACAGUAUCUUCCAGGGCCGAUGUUUGGUCCCUAUUCUUUCAUUAGUGUAAUGGAUGGUAGGGAAGAGAAGGAUGAUUCUGAGCGUAGUUGGAGAAACAUGGUUGAGGUUUCUAUUGUGAUGAAAAUACUGAAGAAUUUACACAAAGCAUGGGUUGGCACUGGCUCCAAACAGAAUUACCACAUUGGUAUAAUAUCUCCGUAUGCUGCUCAAGUAGUAGCAAUUCAAGAAAGACUUGGAUGGAAGUUUAAUGCUCGUGAUGGAUUUACAGUAAAGGUCAAGUCAGUAGAUGGGUUCCAGGGUGGGGAAGAGGACCUAAUUAUAAUAUCGACUGUAAGGUCUAAUACUCAUGCAUCGAUUGGGUUCACAUCGAAUCUAAAGAGAACUAAUGUUGCUCUUACAAGGGCUAGGCACUGUCUAUGGAUAUUGGGAAAUGACAGAACACUAGUGAAUAGUGGAUCUGUUUGGAAAACCUUGGUCCUUGAUGCUAAGAAUCGUCAAUGUUUCUUUUACGCUGAUCAGGACAAGGAUUUAGCUAAAACAAUUUUAGACGUGAAGAAAGAAUUUGAACAGUUUGAUGAUUUGCUUAAUCCUAAUAGCAUACUUUUUAGAAAUGCUAUGUGGAAGGUUCUUUUUAGUGAUAACUUUUUGAAAUCAUUUCAAAAACUGAAGUCUGUCCGGAGAAAGAAGUCAGUUAUAACCCUUUUACUUAAAAUUUCCAGUGGCUGGAGACCCAAAAAGUUGAGCGUAGUUUGUGAAAGUUCUUCACAGAUCUUAAAGCAAUUUAAGGUUGAUGGUCUUUAUAUUGUUUGUGCAAAUGACAUAGUAAAGGAAUGGAGUGACAUUGAAAAGGAAUUGAGGUACUAUCAAGCUUUGAAGAUCUGGGAUAUAGUACCUAUAGAGGAUAUUCCAAAAUUAGUGAAACGUCUUGAUAGUAUGUUCGGAAAAUAUACAGAUGACUUUAUUAAUUGCUGCCAAGAGAAAUGUCUUGAGGGGGGUUUGGAAAUUCCAAAGAGUUGGUCAAUCUCUUUUGAUAUUGUCCGGAUUAAGAAACUUGAUAACCAUGAAAAUGGGAUUGAUCUAAGUGGUUGUGCUACUGAUGGUAGAAGUUAUGUUGAGAAUGCUAGAGUGAGUGAGAGUCUUAUGCUGAUGAAAUUCUACUCCUUAUCAUCAAGCGUAGUGCCCCACUUGCUUUCUAACCAUGAUGGUGGUGAAUUGGAUCUACCGUUUGAAGUAUCUGACCAAGAGCUAGAGAUAAUCCUUUUUCCUAGAAGUACAUUUGUACUAGGGCGGUCAGGUACUGGGAAAACUACUGUUUUGACUGUAAAGUUAUUUCAGAAAGAAAAACUGCACCAUAUGGCAAGGGAGUUAUUGUAUGAGGAAAAGGAGGUUGAGGAGACCACUACUGGGAUGAAGGAAAAUGUAUUGCACCAACUUUUUGUGACAGUGAGUCCUAAACUGUGUUAUGCUGUAAAACAAGAAGUUUCUCGUUUGAAAAGCUUUUCCUGUGGUGGUAAUUCUUCAAAAGGAAGUAGUUUAAUUGAUAUGGAUGAUUUUGACAACGCCUCUCAAUUCAAGGAUAUCCCAGAUUCUUUUGUUGAUGUUCCUCCCCUGUCAUAUCCUCUUGUCAUAACAUUUCACAAAUUUCUGAUAAUGCUUGAUGGAACUGUGGGUAAUUCAUACUUUGAAAGAUUCCAUGAAGCAAGGAAACAUUCUAAUGGUCCAAUAAGUGGUAGUUCAGUUUCCUUACAGAGCUUUAUAAGGAUGAAAGAAGUUAAUUAUGAAAGGUUUAGUACAGCAUACUGGCCCCGUUUCAAUACCCAGCUAACUAAGAAGCUCGGCUCUUCUAGAGUUUUCACAGAGAUUAUUUCCCAUAUAAAAGGUAGCCCGCAAGCUGCAGAGGCAGGUGAUGGUAAACUCAGUCAUGAGGACUAUGUUCUACUAUCAGAGGGCCGGGUUUCUUGUCUAUGUAGACGGGAGAGAAAGAUAAUAUAUGAGAUCUUUGAAAAUUAUGAAAAAAUGAAGAAACAAAAUGGUGAGUUUGAUUUUUCUGAUCUUGUAAUUGAUCUUCAUCGUCGAUUAAGAGUUGAAAGAUACAGUGGCGAUGAAAUGCAUUUUAUAUAUGUGGAUGAGGUGCAGGAUCUUACAUUAAGCCAAAUUGCUUUAUUUAAAUAUAUUUGUAAAAAUGUUGAAGAGGGUUUUGUUUUCUCUGGUGAUACUGCUCAGACGAUUGUGAAGGGAAUUGACUUUAGAUUCCAAGAUAUAAGAUCUCUGUUCUACAAUAAGUUUGUGUUGGAAUCAAAAAGCAAGUUUUUGGAAAGAAGGAAAAGAAAAGAGAAAGGAAUAAUCUCAGAGAUCUUCCCUUUGAGCCAAAACUUCCGUACUCAUGAUGGAGUUCUUAAGCUAUCACAGAGUGUGAUUGAACUAAUUUAUCAUUUCUUUCCCCUAUCCACUGAUAUUUUGCCGCCUGAGACUAGUCCUCUAUAUGGUGAAGCUCCUAUUCUGCUUGAAUCAGGAAACAACGAAAAUGCUAUCAUAACUAUUUUUGGCAAUAGUGGAAAAGGUAGAGGAAGUAUUGUUGGCUUCGGUGCAGAGCAGGUAAUAUUGGUACGAGAUGAUUUUGCUCGGAAGGAAAUUACCAAUCACGUUGGGAACCAAGCUCUUGUCCUAACUAUUGUGGAGUGCAAGGGCCUUGAAUUUCAGGAUGUAUUGCUGUACAACUUUUUUGGCUCAUCAUCUCUAAAAAAUGAAUGGAGGGUGAUAUAUAAAUAUAUGGACGAGCAAGAUUUGCUCGACCCAACUUUACCCAUCUCCUUCCCAAGUUUCAGUGAGGCUAAACACAAUGUGUUGUGCUCCGAAUUGAAGCAACUUUAUGUGGCUAUCACUCGUACCAGGCAGAGGUUGUGGAUUUCUGAGAAUUCAGAGGACCUCUGCAAACCAAUGUUUGACUAUUGGAAGAAAAAGUGUCUUGUCCAAGUCAAACAACUGGAUGAUUCACUUGCUCAGGAAAUGCAGGUUUCUAGCAGUCCAGAGGAGUGGAAGUCCCGGGGCAUUAAGUUGUAUUAUGAGCAUAACUUUCUAUCUGCAACCAUGUGCUUUGAAAGAGCUGGUGAUAUCAAUUGGGAAAGAAGGUCCAAGGCUGCUGGCCUUAGAGCAGAUGCUGACCAUAUGCACAGUUCAAAUCCUGAAGAGGCAAAUGUUAAACUAAGGCAAGCUGCUGAAAUAUUUGAAGAUAUAGGCAAAGCUGACUCUGCUGCCCAAUGUUUUUCUGAUUUGGGGGAGUUUGAAAGAGCAGGAAGGCUUUAUUUAGAAAAAUGUGGGGAGCCUGGACUUCAAAGGGCUGGGGAAUGCUUUUCUCUAGCAGGAUGCUAUGAACUGGCAGCUAAUGUGUAUGCUAGAGGCAACUUUUUCUCAGAAUGUUUGAAAAGACAUAAUAGUGUUGGAGGUGAAACAAUUUCUGCUCGAAAAAUUCUAGAUGCUCAUCUUCAGUCAAACUCUUCAAAGUAUGUGUGGCAGGAUUAUGUUGUUUUUGAUCUGACAAAGCAUUCAGAACAGAUGAUCUCCAGAGAUCAAAUUUCAGUAGAAACACUAGUUUACUUCUGGAAUUUUUGGAAAGAUAAGAUUGUGAACAUUGUCAAGUAUCUCAAAUGUCUUGACAUCCAAGAUGAUAUUGAAUAUAGAACUGCUCCUAGUUACUGGUGUUCAGAAUUACUUCGUGCUGGUAUGAAAGUUUUGGACAAUCUUCAAGCUCUUUACAAUUUCUCAUUGAAGAAUUCCCUCUCCAUGUUCUGCCAAAGCAGAUCUCUUACUUAUAUCUAUGAGGUUGCAAAGUUUCUUUCGGAAUCUGAAUAUCAGAACCAUGGUUACUGCAACUAUAAGACAUUGCAGAGAUUUGUUGAACUUUCUACCAAUUCUUUUUUUGGCUAUAUAUUUCCCCUAGAUUGGUGGAAAUCAUUGGCAGAGAACAUGUUUUCUCCGAGAGAAUCGGCGGUUUCAAGGAAUUUACUAGAACAGGUCAUAAUUGAAAACAUAAGCUUGAAGGGUAAGUUGACAUACGGGAAAAUUGGAAGAGUUGUAGUGAUAACUCUUGGAUUGGGUUCUCCGUGGCAGUACUCUAAAAUCCCAACAUCGUGCGUUCUUCUGAAGCUGAAAGAAGCUUUGGUGGAUACUUAUGAAGCAAACUGGAGAGAAGUUGACUAUAUUUCACCUGGUUGUUUCUUGUAUCUUAUUGAGCGCCUCCUAAUCUUGGCAUCUUACUUCCAGGGAUACUUUUUCACUCUGAAGUUUUCUUUUGCUGAAUGGUUUAUCUAUCAAGAUGCAGAUACCAACCCAAAUUCUACUGCUGGUAUUGGAUCAUGCCAUGUUAUCUUUGAGUUUAUUGUCAAUGUUGCUCAGCAGCUUCUUUUGUAUAAGAAAGAUACAAUGGAUUGGAUCAGAAAAUCUAAUAUAAACGUGAAGGACUACUAUCCACUGCUGGUAUUGAGAUUGGUUUCUAUAAUAUGUUUAGUUCAUCUGAAUGCUGGGGAAUUUUUGGAAUUUCCUUUUGCAUUGCUUGGUAGUAGCUUUAUUACUGAGCAACUUCCAUGGGAAUUUUGUGAUGUCAUUCGGAGAAAACAGAAACAUAUACAUGUGAAUGUGCUAGCUGAAGCAUUUAAAAAGAUUCACAAUCCUCUUGUAAUUGUGAGUUUGGGAGGAAAUUGUUCAAGGUUUCUAUGUCCAGAUGCCAUUUUUGUGGACAUGAGGGUAAAACAGUGCAGGGAGGACAUGUUCAAAGUCUUGUUUUCAGGGACAGUGAAAGCAUCACAAGGUCAAACUGAGACGGUUGAAGUGGAAGCAACUAACUCUGCCAAUGAAGUGCUUUCUUCGGACACUUAUGAUCAAGACAGUUGUAAGACUGCACCUUCAAACUUGGCUGUGGUGGCAGAUCAGGGGGACUUGAACAACAUAAAUGGAAGCAAGCUGCAAGUGAAUUACUUUCGGGAAAUAUUUGAAGAUUUGCAGUCGUUGGAGUGUGGUAAAGAUCCAAGGAGCUUUUUGUCAAAUGCCCAAAUAAUGAAGCUGGUGAAUGUGGAGAAAAGUAUUCACCUUGUAAGUACUGUUAAGAAUGAACACCUUCAGAAUACUAUUGACAAUGUUGAUGAAAACCUAUUGGAGGAAGUAGACAGCAUGGUUGAUGAACUGACGCAACUUUCUGCUGCACUGGAUGUGAGUGAACCGGAACUUGGAAACAAUAUGUCAACAAUUCGAGAACUUUGCAAGAGAUUGCUGUCAAGAAGGCCUAAUCUGGAACCUAUCUUAAGUAAGCUAUUCUUCCAACAGGGCACAAACCUUGUGGUUGAGACUUCUGGCAAUAUAUCAAAUGAGCAGCAGUGUGAUGUAAAGGACAGUGAUAGCAAAGCUAAGGAAAAUAGCAGUGCUGAUGUGGUCUCCAACAGCUAAAACAGCCGGGAAACAGAAAAUAAGGGGAAAGGUAACAAGUCCAAGAAAAACAAGAGGGGUAAAAAAAGUGGCAGUAAGAGAUAAAUAGAUGUA